Molecule: messenger RNA, 1624 nt
Organism: Chenopodium quinoa (quinoa)
Lineage: Eukaryota; Viridiplantae; Streptophyta; Magnoliopsida; Caryophyllales; Amaranthaceae
Product: aspartic proteinase CDR1-like
Exons: 1
Coding region: 182-1519 (445 amino acids)
Biological process (GO): proteolysis
Cellular component (GO): extracellular region
Molecular function (GO): aspartic-type endopeptidase activity
Source: RefSeq, a predicted model, not a curated record
UAUUAUUAUUACAUUAAAAAAAAUUGUUUGCUCUUCUAUAUUGGCCAAUACAUAAAUCCAUUAAGAUUGGUUGCACACUUGCACCACACAUGGCACAACUCACUAAACUACCUUUCCAUAAGGGCAUUUACUUAUCCACUCAUUCACCUCAAACUCAAAACUAUCCUUCGCAUUAGCCAAUAUGCAUUAUUUGUUGGUCAAUAUUUUCAUACUUCUACUAGCAUUAUCUUCAUCCUCAAAACUACCUAGUUCACUCUUUGUAGAAGCUAGACAUUAUUCUCCAAAAUCUUCCAAUGGCACCUUCACGGUACAUCUUAUCCAUCGCGAUUCGCCACACUCUCCCUACUACAACUCAUCCAUGACACCCCUACAACGCUUACAAAGAGCGCCUUUAGGCUCAAUCUCACACAGUCACAAUAUUCACCGGUACCAAUCCUCAUAUUUGAUCCCUAAUGGUGGAGAUUACCUCAUUAAAAUCGCGCUUGGCACACCAAAAGUCGAAAUUACAGCCGUGGCAGAUACUAGUAGCGACCUUAUAUGGGUCCAAUGUUCACCAUGUGACGAAUGCCUCCCUUCAAAAUCUCCACCUUUCAUACCUAAGAAAUCUUCGACGUAUCAUCCCAUUUCUUGUACGUCUCCUUCUUGCAAAUACCCACAUAUUAUUCAAGGUUGUCUUCCAAAUUACACCAACAAGAGCUCAUCAUCAUCAUCGCCGUGUUACUAUGAGGCACUAUAUGGAGAUGGCACACAAAGUGUCGGAAUCCUAGCCACCGAAACCAUUAGCUUACCCUCGCCUAACGAAGCUACCUCACCAAGUCACACGUCCAUAAAGUUUGGAUGUGGAUUUGACCAACGAGGCCAAGUUGGGGUCCAAGGAGAAGGGAUCUUCGGACUAGGAGCUGGCUCAUUGUCCCUAGUCUCGCAACUUGGUUCAUCCAUAAACUACAAAUUUUCCUACUGCUUGGCACCCCUAUCUUCUGGGGUGCCAAGCAAACUAACCUUUGGGGCUCAUGUAACGAGCUCCAAAGUCUUAACAAUACCCUUAGUAACAGGACUCCCAUCAACAUUCUACUAUAUUACACUCAAUGACAUUAGCAUUGGCAAUAAUGCCUCGGUCCCUGUGAACCAAGACAUAAUCAUCGACUCUGGUACCACUCUAACAUACUUGCCACAAACCAUCUAUGACAACAUCAAGACUGCUUUGAGCACCGCGAUCAAGCUUACUCCGGUGCCAGAUCCAUUACAAUUCUACGACCUUUGCUAUGAUGCACGAAGAUCAGGAUCGAGUGGAGGCCUUAACCCUCCUGAUGUGGUGUUUCAUUUCAAAGGGGCUGAUGUUGUGUUAAAGGGAAUUAACACCUUUAGGACACUAGAAGAUCAAGGUUUGAUUUGUUUAGCAAUGUCUACUACAGAAGGUACUCCUAUAUUAGGGAACAUUGCGCAAGUUAACUUUGAGGUUGGCUUUAAUUUACAUUCUAAAAAGGUUUCCUUUGCUCCAACUGAUUGUACCAAGCACUAGAUUUCUUUGAAUCAAAUUUUCAAUUUAACCAGCAAUCAUUAAUUUAUAACAUGCUUCUUUGGAAGUGUAAUACUUUUUUUGUUCUUUUUGAGUAAACUUUGUAUU